UUUGGACUAUUUAAAUAUGUGUAGUUUGAUGCUUAAAUUUGAUUAAUAAUAUGAACUUAUUCAAUGAUGUUCUAGUGAGUAAAAGGUGCGUAGAUAAUGCAACUUGAACACGAUUGACUUAUUUUUUGUGUGUUUAAAGUUAUCAUAUUGCUUAUGUGAUGAUGGUAACUCAUUCCUUAAAGCUGUUUGGGUAUGGUUGAUCUUACUUGUGAAUUCAGGAAGGUUCCGAUAAGGAUUAGACACUUUAGGAAAAGAUGGGACCUUAUUGAGGCAAACAUAAUGAAGAUUUUAUAUGACUCUCAGGAGCCACAUUUUGGAAUUCUCGCCCCAAUGAUCAAAGACAUGAUAAAAAAUGGAGAGUUUGAUCACUCGGAAAGGCUGUAUACAGAAUAUAUGUUGUUAUUGGAAGUAUAUCUUGAAUCAACGGUUUUACCAUCUCUGCAAGAGAAGCGUGAUGAGUUGUUGCUCGAAGAGCUACAGAGCAGAUGGUCAGAUUAUAAAAUCAAGAUGGAGCGGCUUUCUAGAGAUCUCAUCGAUCUUGAUCACUACUACACCUGUAAAAACAAAGACGUCCUGACAGUUGAAAUGGCUGGUUACAAACUUUUCCGUGAUCUGGUCUACGGAAAUUUGAAAAAGAAUGUGAUGCGUCCUGUGAUGGCACUGAUUAAUCAAGAGCGUGAAGGCCAACAAAUAGACCAAGCUAUACUGAAGAGUACCUUAGACUUGGUGGUUGAAAUGAACUUUGGAUUACUGGGUUGUUAUGAGAACGACUUUGAAGCUCCCUUGCUUGAAGAAACAGCAGCGUAUUAUUCACGAAAAGCUUCAAAUUGGAUUGAAGAAUAUUCUUGUCUAGAGUAUAUGCUUCAAGCUGAAGUUUGCUUAAAAAGGGAAAAGGAAAGAGUUACUCAUUAUCUUCAAUCUAGUACUGAGACAAAGCUGCUCGAGAAAGUUCGAAAUGAGCUGUUAACGGCUCGCUCUGCCGAAUUAAUCAAGAAAAAAGAGACUGAUAUAUAUGCACUGCUGAGGGAUCACAAGGUUGAUGACUUAUCAAGGAUGCAUAAACUUUUGAGAACAAUACCCCAUGCAUUGGAUCCUCAUGUAAUAAAUUGUGUUGUACUACAGCAUGUUACAGCUGAAGGCACAGCCUUGGUAAACCAGGCAGAAGAUGCUGCAAAUAAUAAGAUGAUAGAUGUGGCUGGAAUGCAGGAACAAGUUUUUUACAGGAAAGUGAUCAACUUACAUAACAAGUGCAUGGUUGUAGUUGAUUGUUUUGAUAAUCAGAUCCCAUUUCACAAGGCGGUCAAAGAUGCAUUUGAAAUAUUCUGCGACAGGAGUAUAUUUGGAAGUUCAAGUGCAGAAUCACUUGCCAAAUUUAGUGAUAAAAUUCUUAAAAAAGGUGGAACUGAGCAAUUGAGUGAUGAAGCAAUUGAGGACACGCUUGAUGAGAUUGUGAAGCUGCUUCGAUACAUUAGCGCUAAGGAUGUAUUUGUUGAUUUCUGCUGGAAAAAGCUUUCUCGGAGGCUUUUGUUUGACAGGAGUAUUAGUGAUGAGCAUGAGAGGAGUUUUGUUGCAAAACUGAAAGAGUGGUUUGGUGUUGUCUUUACCAGAAAGAUGGAAGCGACGGUAAUAUACUCAUGUAUAAGAUAUAGAUGUAUUUACGGGGGUGUUUGGAUUCAAUACCUACUUUUAGUUUUUAUAAAACCAAUAUAUACAAAGAGGUACAUCACUUCAACAACUGCCCCAAGCCCAAUUUUGCACAUUUACCCAAGUUGCCAGCCGACCUGUUUCUUCAACUUUUGGGACUAAUCUCAUUUCCCAGAAGCUAAUAUCAUUCUAAAUAUACCAAAAUCU
Erigeron canadensis is the source of this 1851-nucleotide messenger RNA. RefSeq names its product cullin-1-like. Gene Ontology annotation, molecular function: ubiquitin protein ligase binding. The transcript is spliced from 14 exons. Gene Ontology annotation, biological process: protein ubiquitination; ubiquitin-dependent protein catabolic process. Lineage: Eukaryota; Viridiplantae; Streptophyta; Magnoliopsida; Asterales; Asteraceae. The coding region runs from base 193 to 1806 and encodes 537 amino acids. The record is from RefSeq and is a predicted model, not a curated record. Gene Ontology annotation, cellular component: cullin-RING ubiquitin ligase complex.